AUGCCACACGAGCCGAGAAAUCCAAGCAAGCUGCCCAUCCGCCUCAUCUACUGGAUUAUUAACACCACGCGCGACCUCGAAUAUCUCGACGAACUGAUCGCGUCGAACCCCCAAUACUCGAAAUACGUUCCCACCCGGCGGUACAAGGCGUUUGUAGGUAGUUGGGAGCCCGUGAAGAAUCCUGACGAUAUAUACGUCAAGAUCGACGACGACGUGGUAGGUGCUGGUGUCUUUAUAGCAGAUGAUGCAAUAGCCAGGGUGGUGGACCGGCUUGAGGGCAAUCCCCAAUAUUUUGCCGUCUCCGCAAAUGUCGUAAACAACCCAGCUUUAUCGUGGGUUCACUACGGCCUCGGGGUUUACGAGCCGUUUUGGCCGGAGAUGAAACCCCCAAAGUUCCCCCAGCCCGCGACCUGGCGCACAUCCGCCCUCCCCUCCUUCGACGGCGCACCCGAAGGCCCUCCCAACUUCCCCAAGGACGGGUCCGCGCCGGCCCCGCACCGAAAGCACCGCUGGCUCCCCGUGAGACCCAGCCACGCGGGAGACGUCCUCGACAUCACAACAUCCCCCGCCUCGACCCUCACGUACGACCCCUUUGGGCCCGGUCUCAGGAACUGGGCCGCCGCCGCCCAGACCCACUCGUCCUUUCUGUCGCGGCUGGAGAAGAACGAGACGGACAUGUACACGUUCAACCUCUGGGACUACGCGUACGAGCGCCUGUCCAUCAAUUUCUUCGCCGUGCGCGGCCGCGACAUCAUGGACGUCUUUCCUUUCCCGCAGCCCGACGACGAGGAGUACUUGACGUGCAUCCGCCCGAAAGAGCUUGGCCGCCACGUGGUCGUUGAGGGCAAGGCGCUGGCUGUGCACUUUGCGUUUCAGUCGCAAAGGACCGCCCACGAGGGCCGCUCCUUGGGAUGGACGAACCUGCUCGACAGGUAUAAGAGUUAUGCGGAGGAGAACACGUGUCCGUUCCCUCGACGCGAAAAUGGGCCGAUACCAUGA
Messenger RNA from Parascedosporium putredinis, 999 nucleotides. The record is from the annotation of a GenBank genome assembly. NCBI's taxonomy places the organism in Eukaryota, Fungi, Ascomycota, Sordariomycetes, Microascales, Microascaceae.